Branchiostoma belcheri (Belcher's lancelet) is the source of this 1261-nucleotide messenger RNA. RefSeq names its product CBP80/20-dependent translation initiation factor-like. Gene Ontology annotation, biological process: regulation of translational initiation. NCBI's taxonomy places the organism in Eukaryota, Metazoa, Chordata, Leptocardii, Amphioxiformes, Branchiostomatidae. Gene Ontology annotation, molecular function: RNA binding; translation activator activity; protein binding. Bases 43 to 738 code for a protein of 231 amino acids. The record is from RefSeq and is a predicted model, not a curated record. Gene Ontology annotation, cellular component: cytosol. The transcript is spliced from 5 exons.
AUAACCUUACAGGCGGAAGACAAAAAAGACGUCGACAAGGACAUGGCAGCCAUCUUGGUUUCCAUGGAUACCAUCACCCUGGAGGAUGCGGAGGCGGGGUCGUUGUCAUGGCAACUGACUGACGUGGUGAUGCAGAUGGAGCAGUACGCCUCCACGGGACCGAGGCUGAAGGAGCUGGUGAGGACGACGUAUAACAAGUCUCUGCAGGACCAGAACUUUGCGCGGGUCGGGGCCAGGCUGUGUGGGGAGAUGGCAGCGCACGAGGUCGACGGGGUCAAACUCAGGAGCGAAGUACUGACCAGAUUACAGGAAGACUAUAAGAAGAAGGAGUCGCUCCAUGCGAGUGACCAGGCUGUAUACCUGGGGUUUGUGACGCUGCUCUGUCAGCUGUUCGGAGUUCUACACAUCAACGGGGAACCGAUGAAGGCUCUGGUAGGACCUGUGUACGACACACUGAUGGAGCUUCUCAGUACGAAGUGUGCAUCAGAUGAUGAAGUGCUGUGCUGUACUAUGCAGUUGGAACAUAUAGGCCAGACCCUUGAGCAGUGUGACCCGUCACGUAUGUCCUCUCUGAUGAAGAAAGUACGAGACUGUGCACUGGGGAAGGACACCAGCCCGUUCGCGCGCUGCCUCAUCAUGGAAGUCGUGGAACGGCACGCCAACGGCUGGGAGCCUCUGCCACAGGACGCAUCUGACUACUACAGCUGCACACUGGACAAGCUUAUGUGUCAAAAGUAGUCACACUGUGUUCAACCAGGUUUUAGAUAUCGUUAAAAUUUGCCACUGCAUUUUUAUCUCUUUUAUUCAUUUAUCCAGGGUUAGCAUAUUGCCAUGUUGGCGGUUUUCAAAGCUCCCUGCAUAGGAACUAUAUCAGUAGUCACGGCUUGAAAUCCUUUUUUCUGCAUAUACCUGCACUGGUGCAAGUUUUGUAGAACUUGGGCUCAUACAAAACUAAUAGUAAACUUGUUUACAGAUCACUGAACUCAUCUACAACAAACUUGACAGCUACCGUAAGGUAAAGCAAUCUGUACUUAGAAUGAAGUUUUUUUCAUAGCUACAUGUAGUAGACUAAGACCAGUGCAGCUUUGCCAAGGCUAGCAUUUUCAGCCAAGCAUUCUGAUCUCUGGUUUGCUUGCUGCCUGAUCAUGGAAGUCGUGGAACGGCACGCCAACGGUUGGGAGCCUCUGCCGCAGGACGCAUCUGACUACUACAGCAGUACACUGGACAAGCUGAUGUGUCAAAAGUAGUCACACUGUGUUCA